GGACUCGACCCGUGACGAGUGUGUUUCAAGAAGAGUUAUCGUUCUUUGUCGGAAAUCAAUUGCAUGACGGGAUAGUUCCAAAUCAACACACGCACGUGGUCGAAACAUUUCAUUUCAACAAGCAACUUAAGCAAUUAUGGGGAGACCAGGAUUUUCUCCUCGGGGAGACAGGGGUGGUUUCCGUGGACGGGGAGGCUUCAGAGGGGGCAGGGGUGGUGACAGAGGAGGACGCGGUGGCUUUGGAGACAGAGGAGGACGCGGUGGCUUUGGAGACAGAGGAGGACGAGGGGGUUUCCGCGGGGGACGCGGAGAUUCACGUGGCUUCCGUGGGGGAGGUGGUAGAGGAGGCGGUGGUCGAGGAGGCAGAGGAGGCCGCGGUGGCAUGCGAGGCGGCAGGAAGGUGGUAGUAGAGCCCCACAGACACGAAGGUGUGUUUAUUGCAAGAGGGAAGGAGGACGCUCUGGUGACCCUCAACCUCACCCCUGGGGAGACUGUCUAUGGGGAGAAGAAGAUCAGCGUUGAGGAGGGGGAAACGAAGAUUGAGUACAGAGCCUGGAAUCCGUUCAGGUCGAAGUUGGCCGCUGCCAUCUUGGGUGGUGUGGAGAAGAUUCAUAUGAAACCAGGGGCCAAAGUUUUGUAUCUGGGUGCAGCUUCAGGAACAACUGUCAGCCACGUGUCCGACAUCGUGGGACCGGAGGGUUUAGUGUAUGCUGUAGAAUUCUCACAUCGGAGUGGCCGAGAUCUCAUCAAUGUUGCCAAGAAGAGACCCAAUAUCAUCCCAAUCAUAGAGGAUGCCCGACAUCCUCAUAAGUACCGAAUGCUGGUUGGUAUGGUGGAUACAAUCUUCGCAGAUGUUGCUCAGCCAGAUCAGGCGAGAAUCGUCGCCAUCAACGCACACAUGUUCCUGAAGAAUGGUGGCCACGUAGUCAUCAGUGUGAAGGCGAACUGUAUUGACUCGACAGCGGAGCCCGAGGCUGUGUUCGCAGGGGAGGUAAACAAGCUGAAGACUGAGAAGAUCAAGCCCCAGGAACAGCUCACAUUAGAACCAUACGAGCGAGACCACGCUGUGGUCGUCGGCUGCUAUAGAGCACCAAAGAAGUAAAUGCCACACCCCUCAAAAUCUGGAUGAAAUGUGAUCGGGAGGUUUUGACUUCUCCGAAGUAAGGAUGAAGAAAAACUGUUCUGACCUUCAUCAUUACCAGGAAACGUCUACAGACUCUGAUGUGGAUUUUCGGCAUUAUAUGCCAUGUGUAGGGGCAUGUCAAGCCAUGUGUAAGGGCGUGUCAAGCCAUGUGUAGGGGUGUGUCGUUCUUCAAGCCAUCAGCUGCCUGUCAACUCCUUUGCCCCAUUGGAAGAUUUUGACGCACUAUUGUGGACUUUGCCAUGAGUCAUACAGAGAUGUUUUAAUUAAUCUGUUUUUUAAAGAGUACAAUUGUUAGGCGUCCAGGGAUUUAUCUAGAGCCAGUCAGAGGCCGAUAUUCGGCCCAUAAGCCUAUUUCUAGUGUCCCCAUUGUGAUAUUGCUGUAAUAUUGCUAAAAGCGGCAUAAAAAAAGAUCAUUUUAUUAAAGUUCUUACUGUUGAGUUUAUGUAAGUAUUGCACUGAUAACAGUUCCAAUGAAGAGGAAGAAGUCUUUGUGCUUGGAUACAGCGAUAAAAUAAGAUAUCGCUGAAUAUGAGAAAAUAAACAAAAUGAAUUUUCCCAGUUUGUCUGCCAAUGCGCUAAGUUUGAACACUAGAUAAGUCCCUGGCUUCCCAUUAGAACUUAUAGUAGAUGAGCAGUGUAUGUUUCUGCUUGACAGUGUAAUUCUGGUAAGUAGGGCUUGUUUUGUAUCGGGAUAGAACUCGCACAAACUACUUUGACUGACAAUGAGAUCAUCAAUUCUGUUGUUCUGUCAUCUGAUCUGAAUAUAUGUACUGGGUAUGUGGCAUUUAAUGUUGAGUUAUGAGAUAUGUAGUCAUGUUACAUAGAGGAAGGAUAUCAGAGAUGGUCAUGAAAUCAAGUUUAGUUGUCACACAUUUUCCAUUAAAGUUUUAAACAACUGCCUCUUAAUGUUUGAGACAUUAGUUAGAAUUAUGACAAAUUGUUUUGUUGCAAAGGUGAAAAAAACCUUUAAAAAGCUACACACUUUCCUGUUGGUCUCGCUGUAUUCAGGACACUCAGUUGCUGCAUUUUGCUGGGCAGAGUUGCUCCCCUUAGAUGUGCCUGGAUCUUGUCACUUGAUUGUGAAUCUUGGUAUGUCCGCUCCAUCCAGGAAACAUGGAGUUAACAGCAAGUGGUAAAUGUGGAGGACCUGCACCGCUUGACACUUUCCUCUCACAUCAAGCUGCCACGCCGCCAUGACGGAACUGAAAUACUGUUUAAUAGAGGCGAACUCACUUUUUAAGACGAAGCAAGUAGGCUGUUUGAGUGUGUCAGAUGGGUUCUCCCAGUAAGGCAAAGAUGGGUUUGACUUGGUUAAUUCUAUUCUCAGUUUCCAUGUCUUUUAUGGUACUAUUAUACCUGUCCAGAUGACAGCAACCCAUGCUUGCCAUGAAAGGCGACUAACGGGAUCGGAUGGUCAGGAUCGCUGACUUCCUGGAUGCAUGCCAUCGUAUCCCAAUUGCGUGGAUCGAUGAUCAUGAUGUCAAUUACUGGAUUGUCCGGUCCAGGCUCGAUCAUUUACAGACCGCAGUCAUAAAGUUUGAAUAUUGCUCAGUGCAGCUUUAAACAACAAACAAACAAGCCCAGAUGUCAUGUUGCAGACCUGACAUUGAAUGGCCCUUACACAGACGAGCUGUUAAGAGGAGUGAUGUUUUCAGGAUUUGUGAACAUAUGCCCACAUACUGUGCUGUUAUUAAUUUGAUUUUCCUCAUGAAAGUCUUUUGGGUUCAAUACUUUAAAAUCUGGAAUACCUUGUUUUGUAUUGUGGAGGAUUGUGUCUGAAAGAUUGCAUAACGUGACUUCGGUAUUUUGUAUAUCAUGUUUUUGAUCAUGAGGUUCAAGAAACAUUGAUUGCUUAUGCAUAAAUCAUUUUCAUCAAUACCACAUUUAUUUCUAAAAUGUAAUAAAUAUUUUGAAAAAUA
Haliotis rufescens (red abalone) is the source of this 3063-nucleotide messenger RNA. Its product is annotated as rRNA 2'-O-methyltransferase fibrillarin-like. Gene Ontology annotation, molecular function: rRNA methyltransferase activity; histone H2AQ104 methyltransferase activity; RNA binding. Lineage: Eukaryota; Metazoa; Mollusca; Gastropoda; Lepetellida; Haliotidae. Gene Ontology annotation, cellular component: small-subunit processome; nucleolus; Cajal body. Bases 137 to 1102 code for a protein of 321 amino acids. The record is from RefSeq and is a predicted model, not a curated record. The transcript has 10 exons. Gene Ontology annotation, biological process: rRNA methylation; box C/D sno(s)RNA 3'-end processing.